GGUUUAAUCAAAAAAUGGGGUUGAAUGGUAGUCUGAGUUACAACAGAUUUGGGGGGUAGCAAAAAGUUGUGGGGACAGAUUAAAACUGAUCGGUGAAAUAGUUCUUUAUAUUUUCUGUUCUCUUAUUUUUUUUUCUAAAAAAAUGAGCUUGCUACUGAAUGAUAUUCAUUUGCCAUUAUUGAUUAAAUCCACUUUAUCAGAGCAUAAUAUAUUACCAUGGAACAAUUUGGAUCAACUCUCUUCUUUAUGGGCUGUCUUUACAAAAUAUAAAAACAACAUGAGAGAUGGCUUUCGACUAGAAAAUCUUUCUUGGAGGUUAUGGUAUCGACAGAGUGUGUUGCAGAAAAAAGAAAAACCAAAGACUUCUGGAGACAUGAAUUAUUCCACUAUGCUUGUUCGUCCUUUAAGGCGCACUCGCUCCUUACCCAUUUUGUCUCAAUGGCAUCAAAAUGUGUUACAGAAAAAGACAACCAAAUUAGUGCCUUCCAAACAACCUCUGCCAUCAGAAUUACCUCAACAGCGGAAAAAACAAAAAUUCUUCAUCACAGAAGAAACUCAGGAACCCAAAAAAGAAGACCAACUUUUAUUUAAAAAGGCCAAUUCUUUAAUUCCUAAACCAGUGUCUUUGUUAUCAGAAAUGCUUCAGCAGCCAGAAAAGACCAGUUCCUCCGGUCUUCGCCGAUGUCAGUCUCGUUAUUGUCGCUUAGAUCAAUUUUUUUUGAAUGCAGCAUGACCGAAUCUUAUUUAUUUUAUAUUAUUUAUACAACAACUCAACGAGAAAAGCUAUAGAAAAGAAAAAAAGGGUAUUCUCGGAAGGAGUCUAAUAGCACAAAUAUACAGUAAGAACAAUAAGUUCUUCUGUUAUUCAAUAAAAUAGUACA
Molecule: messenger RNA, 881 nt
Organism: Gilbertella persicaria
Lineage: Eukaryota; Fungi; Mucoromycota; Mucoromycetes; Mucorales; Choanephoraceae
Exons: 2
Biological process (GO): mitochondria-nucleus signaling pathway; negative regulation of transcription by RNA polymerase II; regulation of nitrogen utilization
Cellular component (GO): cytoplasm
Source: RefSeq, a predicted model, not a curated record